This is a messenger RNA of Meloidogyne enterolobii, 773 nucleotides long. The record is from the annotation of a GenBank genome assembly. NCBI's taxonomy places the organism in Eukaryota, Metazoa, Nematoda, Chromadorea, Rhabditida, Meloidogynidae.
UAUAAAUUAUCUUAAUAUACCCCUUACUUCAAUUGCCAUGAACAGAUCCACCACUUCCACCACUACGAACUCGUCCAUGUCCACGUUGACCAUUUUGGCCUUGUCCUUGCUGACCUUGCUCAUGUACAUAUUGCUCUCGUUGCCCUUGUUCAUAGUGGCCUUGCGCAUGCUGGCCGUGUCCAAUUAGUGCUGCCGCAACUAAAUGUGUCAAUUAAUCCAUAAAAUAAUUUCAUGUGGAUUAUAUUCAAGCCACUUACUUUCAUUUCGAAUCGCUUGAUCAAAAUUAUGAAGUCGAUAGAGAUAAUAGCGAAGUAUUUGCAUAUCUGCCAAAAGUUUGGUUUGUUGGGUUUUGUUAAUUCCAAGAAAGUUGCGUAUUUGUUGUUCCAAGUUAGGGUUGCCCUAACGAAUUUGAAAUUAAAAUUAUAUAUAGUUGAAUAAUGUAAAGCGGUUGGUUCCGUUCCCUAGUGGUUGUGGUUCUGGUGUGAUAAACAGCGUUGAGUAGUUGCAAUCAUGGAUGAACUCCGCAAAGUAUAGAACAAAGGGUUUCGCACCCAGUUGAAUGAAUGAAGUUGUCGCUGAAAGAAUGAGAGCUGGGUGCGGCGCGACGGUAUGAACCGCACAGCUGUCGGGAGGUUGAAUUAGACUGAAUAAAGUGAAGAGGAGCUGAGCUAGUCGGGAGGUAGCUGAGCUGGAAUAUCCCGGGAAUCCCUCAAUCUUCUAAAAUGUGAUCCUCUCUAGUGGGCGAAAGGAUGGAACCAAAGCUCUGUAGAUUG